AUGGACGCCACGGAGCCGGCGGCGUCCGCGCUGCCUUGGGAGGGCUACUUUCACCGCGAUGCGGUCCUCUUUGUUAUCGAUGCUGGCAUGCACAUGCAUGAAGAGGUGGAACAUGAGACCGCAUUUAUCAUGGCAUUGCGCGCGGCUCUGCGCUUCAUGCAUAUCAAGCUCGUCAGCUCGCCCAAAGAUUAUGUCGGUAUUAUGCUAUGGAAUACCGAUGCGUCGCGGAUGAUCACGCCGAGCAAGAACCCUUAUUAUCCGCAUACGAUCGAGUAUGCACGGCUUAAGCAGGUUGAUGUGCCGACGACCUUUGAGCUGCAACAGCUUUUGACCGCGCUGCAAGCCGAUCCGCCAGCGGCGCGCACGCGUUUCCCACCUGCUAGCUCGACCAUGAAUGUGGACCACGUCUUGGCGAAUGCCUUGCAUGUGAUCACUGCCAGCGUCCGGGCCGGCACACGUCGUGUGUUUUUCCUCACCAACCAGGACGAGCCACAUGCUCCUCCUCACAAGAAGUAUAUCCAGAAAGCGUGCAUUGAUCGAAUUCGCGACUAUUACCGACGUGGUAUUGAGGUGGAGCCUUUCUUCCUCGGAAGCUCGUUUCGUAUGCACGCAUUCUAUGCCGACAUAUUGGGCGUGUAUGACGACGGUUUGCUGCAGGAUACCCUACGCCCGUGGCGUUUGCGGCAGUUGCAGGACCAAAAUGGGCCAAAGCGCAGUGCGUGGGACUCGACGUCCAAAUUUGCGGAGCUGGAGGAGCAGAUCAGCAGUCGCGAGAUGCCCAAGCGUGUCGUCCUAGAUCUGCUGAUGGACCUCGGGCCGCUGUCCAAGACGUCCCAUGCCACACGAUGGCGCAUUCACGUCAAGGGCUACAGCCUCAUUUCGGAGGCCACGCGCGACUUGCCAGUCAAGGUGACAUCUUAUGGCCACGAGGAUCCAUAUGAUUUGUACGAGGUCGUGAACAUCACACGCCCUGUCCGCGCUGCCAAUGGCGAGCCUGUGCAGGCGGAACAGAUCACGAAUGCGUACGAGCUACGUGCAGCGUCGUCCCAUGACUAUGUUACGUUUAGUGAUGAAGAAAUGCAGGGCCUUCGACAGUGUGGCAGUAUUCCGGGUCUCGUGCUACUAGGCUUCAAGGACCGCUCCACGCUGCACUUUUACGAGAAUAUCAAGCACGCCUACUUUUUGUACCCCUCGGACCUCGAGCAUCCGGGGAGCAAGUGUGCCUUCGCGGCCCUCCUCCAAUCCAUGCUGACGAAAGACAAGCUGGCUCUGACGCUGUUUACGCCGCGUGAAAAUACCACACCGAGUAUCGCCGUGCUUCUACCCCAGGCAGAAGAGCUAGAUGAGGAUGGACAGCAGUGCCAGCCCCCAGGAAUGCAUUUGAUCGUGAUGCCGUUCGCCGACGACAUCCGCACGCCUCCCCCGAUCAAGACACUCUCGGCCAAGCCCGAGCAAGUCGGCGCAGCCAGCAAAAUCAUCGAGAGCUAUACCCGCAAAAGCCCCUUUAAUCCCGACGUCUUUGUGAACCCGGCCCUGCAGUUUCAUUACGACCUGCUCGUGGCCCAGGCUUUUCAUACCCCUAUGCCGACGUAUCGUGACACUAUCUUGCCCGACUAUGACAUGAUCGAGCGGCGCUCUCGGUCGUUCAUUCAAGCAUGGCACGAAACUUUGCAACAGGACGCGCGCGUUCAAACGGACAAGGCCGUCGAAAGCUCAUCGGCUGUGCCAGACGACUUGGUCCGCCGGCUGCAUCGACAAGGUACCUUGGGCCAGCUCACGGUGCACGACCUCAAGCAGGCGUGCGACAUGUAUGGCUUGCGAAAGCACAGCCGGAAAGCCGAGCUCGUGGAUACGUUAUCCCAACACCUAUCUUCUCACUAG
This is a messenger RNA of Malassezia restricta, 1881 nucleotides long. RefSeq names its product ATP-dependent DNA helicase 2 subunit 1. Gene Ontology annotation, cellular component: nucleus; Ku70:Ku80 complex. The coding region runs from base 1 to 1881 and encodes 626 amino acids. Gene Ontology annotation, molecular function: telomeric repeat DNA binding; damaged DNA binding; DNA helicase activity. The record is from RefSeq and is a predicted model, not a curated record. Gene Ontology annotation, biological process: cellular response to gamma radiation; telomere maintenance; double-strand break repair via nonhomologous end joining. The transcript has a single exon. Lineage: Eukaryota; Fungi; Basidiomycota; Malasseziomycetes; Malasseziales; Malasseziaceae.